Molecule: messenger RNA, 2187 nt
Organism: Phyllotreta striolata
Lineage: Eukaryota; Metazoa; Arthropoda; Insecta; Coleoptera; Chrysomelidae
Source: the annotation of a GenBank genome assembly
AUGGGUGAGGUAUCGGACGCCGUUAAAAAGUGCUGUAACAUACUGAAAAACUCGGCAAGCGAUACGGAAAAAUUCGCCGCCUUGUUUAUGGUUACGAAACUAGUGAAAGGUAAACAUGCCACGCCGAACGCCAAGAAAGCCAUAUUCGAAUCGAUCGGUUUCGACUUUCUGCGGAGGCUUUUAGUGGCUACAGAUGUCCCGGUGGAUUGCCCGCCUUCUAUAUACAAAUCCAUAGCGCUCUCGAUAGUGUCCGUUUUCUCCAACGAAGAGGAACUGGCCACGAAGAAAGAGAUGCUCGAAUUCGUGCCUAUAUUCCUCGAUAUCGUAAAAACCGCGGACGAUUCGGCUAACGAUGACAGCUUGAUGGCUAUCGGAGAAGCUUACAAUUGCUUGAAAGGCAUAGCCGCCUACGAACCCGGUCAAAAGAAGCUCAUCGAGUGCCAGGGAGUAGAUAAGCUAGGCGAAAUAUACGCUCAAGGCAGUUUCCAAUCCGACGAGGCCCUCAACAUCAUGGCCGUUUUGAUAGCCAAAGAUCCCAAAUCUUGGACCAACAAAGACCCGAAAGCCUACCACGCCUUAUUGAACAAGAUUUCGGUGGAUUUCGAAACCGAUCAGGACAAGAGGAAGUUCGAAAUAUGCGAAGUCCUCAACGCUCUGGUGUUCAACUGCCCUCGCGCAAACAUAUCUGAAUUUGCUCAAAGCGAAAUAUGGCCCAACAGCAUCUACAAAGGCCUUUGUGAUAUACUUCAAAGUAAAAUCGGGCCGGCCCAACGCAACCCAGCGCUGUUGCUCACUUCCAGUACGUUAGAACUGCUAGGCAUCGAUUGGGUAUUCACGGACGAAGCGAAAGGCAAACAAAUAUUCCUACUCCUAAUUCAACUAGCCGCCAUCGAAGUUCGAAUGCAGCUGGAGAACAAGAGCUUGAAAUCAUUGGCUCAACACCAAAAUCUAAUCACCGCCUGUUACCUGAUACUCGAAGUGUCCAUCAACUACAUAACGGAGGAUAAAAUAGAUUUAGACGAAAAGGAGAAACAGACCUUGUACACGGGAUUAAAAGGCGCGUUCACUGCUAUUGCGGGAUUGAUGGGGAAAAUCGAUGCGGACAAGUCCAAGCCUUCCAACGACGACAAGCUGUUUAUUUGCGCUACGAUUAGGGUACUAGCGGCUUGGCUGGCCCAAGAAACUUCGGCUAUGCGGCCACAAAUUUACAAGCUACUCCCUUUCAUAUUGGAAUUAGCCAACGAAACGUUUUACGCUUACAGAGACAGAAAAUUGGCCGAAAAAUUGAACCAACCUCACGACAACAACCCUUUGAGUACUGUCGAUACUCUACGAGUGCUUCUACCGGCUCUAUGCCAUCUGGUAGUUGAAGACGACGCUCGAAAGGUGUUUUUGAACGUCAAAGAAGACAAAGUUUUGUUGGACUUUUUGGAGUUCCACUGGACAAUUGUGCAUUACAAGAGACCUCCCGUGCCGAGAGCCGAAAGACUUAAAGCCUUGAACACGCCUAUAACGUUUACGCAGGAAAUGCUGGACGAACAGAAAGAUUCGAGGGCUGCCAUGAUUAGCUGUUGCAACAUUUUAAUGAACUUGACCGUGUUGGAGCCGAAGAUCGUCGAAAAGUCCGAGGUGUUCGAUAAAUUGUCGAAGUUCGUGUUCGAAAAUUUGCCCGAGUUGAAAGAUAUACCUGAGAAUUUGGUGCUGCACGGGAACUUAUCGGUUCUCGGUCUCUUAUUAAUGAAACAGCUGUCUAACAAGAUAAAAAAGAACGACUUUUCCUUAUGUAGAUAUAUUCAAGCUACCAUUAGAUUCUUAUGGGAUGCUUAUACGAUUGACGAGUCCAAAGAUCUUGAGUUGGUGGUUUCCAUGGCGUAUAAAGAACACUGGAUGGAGCUCAGCGAUUUAUGGUACCUCGGUAUGCAGACAUUGUCCGGAGCCCUUAAAGGAACUCCUUGGAUAUCCGAAUUCGCCAUAGAGAGUGGCUGGGCAGAGGGGAUCGUGCAGCUACUUAAAAAAGUUAAAAUUGGAACGCUACCGCCUAAUGUAAAAUCGGCGUUCGAGGAUUUCUUGUGCCAUCUGAUUGAUGCUAACGACAGUGUAGUAGGUGUCUUAAAAAAAGCCGAAGCUUUGCAAGCUUGCAGGAAUCACCGGUUAAUGGAUUUGGGAAAGAAGCUGUUCGGAGAUUAA